This is a messenger RNA of Pollicipes pollicipes, 1918 nucleotides long. RefSeq names its product collagen alpha-1(XII) chain. Gene Ontology annotation, molecular function: protein binding. Lineage: Eukaryota; Metazoa; Arthropoda; Thecostraca; Pollicipedomorpha; Pollicipedidae. The record is from RefSeq and is a predicted model, not a curated record. The transcript has 8 exons. Bases 51 to 1445 code for a protein of 464 amino acids.
ACAGCGACUGAUCGUGUUGUUUAUCGUGUCGUUUCAGCAACUUUUGCCCGAUGAUGGUGGAGAAGCGAGUCUCGUGCCGAGAGGCAAACGGCACGGAGGAGUACGACGCCCAGAGCCGCCGAUGUCUCCAGACAGGCAACUACAAAGACUGCCAGACCACCGUGAAGCGCACGCGAACCCGUUACGUGGAGACCUUUAAAACGGUGAUGGAGCCCGGCCUCGGGUGCUGUCCUGGCUUCGAGGGACAACAGUGCAGGGAAGCCUGUUUUAACUGCACAAACUUCCGAGAUCUGCUGAGUCGUGUCAUUACGUUGGAGGCCUUCGUCAAAAUACGGAGCCCCUCGUCGGUGCCCCAGCCACGCCCAGCUAGCCCCGCCGAAGGGGCUCCGGCGCCGCCCAACGACGAGCCCGGCCGCGAGUUCCCACCGCCGGCGACAGGCCGGUGCGACUGCCCGCCGGGCCUGCCGGGUCCGCCGGGACCGCCGGGACUGCCCGGACUGCCCGGCACGGCCGCCACGGCUAGCCCCGAGAGCUCAGCAGGCCCACCGGGAGCGCCGGGCCUGCCCGGCCUGUCCGGCCCGGUGGGCCCCGAGGGCCCGCCAGGGCCGCCGGGACAGGACGGUCUGCCGGGACUGAGUGGCCCGCCCGGUCCGCCCGGACAGCCGGGCCCCGUCGGCCCGGCCGGCCGGCCAGGUGACGCCGGCCAGCCAGGGGACGUGGGCGGCCCGGCCCUGACGCCGGACCGGCCGCAGGACCGCUACUCAGUGCCGGGAGCACCGGGCGUGCCCGGCACUAUUGGACGUCCCGGACCGCCGGGACCGGCCGGCGAGCCGGGCCUCAGAGGCGAGCCCGGUCUGGUGGGGCUGCCCGGCGUGCAGGGCGAGGCCGGCCCUCCGGGACCGCGCGGCCCCCAGGGGGAGAAGGGCGAGGCCGGCCUGCAGGGCCUGCGGGGCCCGCCGGGCGAGCCGGGCCUCUCCGGACUGGCCGGGCCCAAGGGAGAGCCCGGCGAGCCCGGUCCGCCCGGCCUCGGCGGAGCCGCACCGGUCACCACGCCAGGAGAGGGGGCGCCAGCUGCGGUGGAAGAACUGACCAUAAAAGUGCUCACUCUGGAGGCCAGACUACAGGACAUGGAGAAGCAGCUUGCGGAGCUCAGAGCCGGCACCCUUGACCAAGAGCCUGUCGAGGGGACGCCGGAGGACUACAUCGACUACGACUACGGCGACGAGCCGGGCGCCACGAUCGCGCCCGGCCUCGGCGCCGCCGAAACCUACGACUACGGCGAAUACGGCGACUACAACAACUGGGACGACGACGGGUCUGGCGUGCGCAAGAGGCGUCGGCGGCUGUCGGGCCACCGGGGGCUGUCGAGCCACCGGCGGCGGGCGGGGCGCCGGCGGGGCCGCGCGCGCUUCUCCCGCCACACCGGCCGCGGUCGCACCCACUGAUCGGGUCGCACGCGCGCUGCCUGGCGGCCGGCCGCCGCGGCGCGGUGCAAGUCUUUCCAGUGACGUCAGCCGCCGCGUGGCCACACGGCCGCGCGUCUCCCCGCUCUCUCGGCGGGACGCGGCUUUGAUGCGAAGGGCGUUGCACGCUGACGCGUGCGGCUAGGCGAUAGCCGCAUCGUUCAGACAGUCGAGGCUGUGGUGCUGGCGUUGCUUUGAGGUGACUUCGACCAGGGCUGCGCGGCACGGGCGCGCCCGUGGCACUCGCCAUGUGUGGUGACACGCUGCACUGUAUCAGCGAGAUCGGUAAACACAUGAUCUUGAAAAAGAAUCCGUCACUGGGUCCAACAUGGGAUGCGUUCCAAAGUGCUCUAGCAUCGAAACAUGAAGCAUCGAAUUGGGUCUGAAAUAAUGUGUUCAGAUAAGCCUAACACUGCCGAGAGUUGUGUCCGUAAAAAUAAACCCAGCGUGGCAAC